This is a messenger RNA of Fonsecaea multimorphosa CBS 102226, 1968 nucleotides long. RefSeq lists its product as uncharacterized. The coding region runs from base 1 to 1968 and encodes 655 amino acids. The transcript has 6 exons. Lineage: Eukaryota; Fungi; Ascomycota; Eurotiomycetes; Chaetothyriales; Herpotrichiellaceae. The record is from RefSeq and is a predicted model, not a curated record. Gene Ontology annotation, cellular component: ESCRT-0 complex. Gene Ontology annotation, biological process: protein transport to vacuole involved in ubiquitin-dependent protein catabolic process via the multivesicular body sorting pathway. Gene Ontology annotation, molecular function: ubiquitin binding; phosphatidylinositol binding.
AUGUUCCGGGCACAACAAAAUACAUUCGACGACGCUGUUGCCAAAGCAACCGACGAAAACCUGACCUCCGAGAACUGGGAGUACAUCCUCGACGUCUGCGACAGAGUCUCAUCCAGCGAGAGCGGAAGCAAAGAUGUCGUGGCCGCCAUGAUCAAGCGGCUGGCGCAUCGCAACGCCAAUGUCCAGCUCUACACAUUGGAACUUGCCAACGCCUUGUCGCAAAAUUGUGGGAUUCAGAUGCACAGGGAGCUGGCAAGUCGGAGUUUCACGGAGGCCCUGUUGCGGUUGGCGAAUGAUCGCAACACGCAUCAACAAGUCAAGUCCAAGAUAGUGGAAAGAAUGGAGGCCUGGACCAAAGACUUCUCAAGUAAUACCGAGUUGGGCAUCAUGGAGCAGGCAUACAUGAGAUUGAAAGCGCAGAAUCCCAACCUCCAACCCCCUCAGGCCCCGGUCAAGAGUGCGAUCACAGACUGGGACAGACGGAGGGAAGAGGAAGAAUUGCAAAUGGCUCUCAAGCUUUCGAUUCAAGACAAAUCCACCCCCGGUCCCUCGAGUCAACCCUCUGGCGGUCCGGCCGAAUUAGCAGCCCAGCCACCGGGCAGUGUCUCGCAACAGACAGAGCAUCAGGCGGUCCCCUCAGGUACAACCGCCGCAACCGUGUCGCGGGUACGCGCCCUGUUCGAUUUUCAACCUUCUGAACCCGGCGAGCUACAAUUCCGAAAAGGCGACGUAAUAGCCGUGCUUGAGUCUGUGUACAAGGACUGGUGGAAGGGCUCUUUGCGCGGCCAGACGGGCAUUUUCCCCCUCAACUAUGUCGAGAAGCUGCAAGACCCCACUCCCGAGGAGUUACAGAAAGAAGCACAGAUGGAGGCAGAAGUGUUUGGGCAGAUCAAGAAUGUCGAGAAACUGCUCGCCCUUCUAAGCACGAGUGCGGGGGAUAUGAACGCACGCGACAACGAGGAGAUUACCGAGUUGUACCACAGCACGUUGGCAAUACGGCCAAAGCUAAUUGAGCUGAUUGGGAAAUAUACGCAAAAGAAAGACGAUUUCCAGCAACUCAACGAGAAAUUCAUCAAAGCGCGCCGCGACUAUGAAGCGCUUUUGGAGUCAUCCAUGGCACAAUCCGCUGCACAAUACGCGCGCCCUGGGCCUGCAGCGUACGGAUACGGGCCUGGAGGAGGUGGUCCACCAGUUCAACAAGGAUAUCCGCCUCAAAGAUUCUACACGCCUGAUGGCCAACCACCCAACAACGCGAUACCCUACGGUGCAAACCAGCAACAACAACAACCUCCCUUUCAGCCUCCGUAUCCGGUAGCCUCGCCACCGCCUCAAAGCCAGACUCCCUCAAACCAACCUCAACCUCCCCAUUCUCAACAGCCCGAUAGCUAUGCCUCCUAUCCAAAUCCAGCACCAGGACCACUCCGUCGUCAAUCGCACCCUCAACCCUCAGAUCCUUAUGCAGCAUACCCUCCACCCGCCGAGGGUUCCGCUCCACCAGGACAUCAAUCGUACCCGAAAAUUCAACCGCCCAAUGUAGCACAGCUACAGUAUGGAGACGAAGGGAAAGACUACUCACCUUCAAACUACUCCACGGACGAUCUCAGCCACCAACAUCUGCCACCACCAACAUCACACCCUCCUCCCUCAGGGGCUGCUUCACAGCCAUAUCCGCCACAACAAGGAAUGCCUCAGCCGCCCUCGCAGCCUCCCCAGCCCACGCAAUAUCCACCAUCUCAACCACCAGUAGCGUUGUCAUACGAUUAUCCAAUCCCACCCAUCAGUUCUCCGCCCCCGCCGGCUCCAAGCCAUGGCCCUCCUCCAGUCCCUGGUGUCGAUCCUGCGCAGCAGAGACCCAUCACGCCGCUGGCACAGAGCUCGGCGUACCCCAUGUUUUCGCCCACUCAGGCACCGGCGAAUCCGGCGCAGUAUCAGGCGUAUAGUCAGAGACCGACGAGUUAUUACAGGUAA